Molecule: messenger RNA, 3608 nt
Organism: Xyrauchen texanus (razorback sucker)
Lineage: Eukaryota; Metazoa; Chordata; Actinopteri; Cypriniformes; Catostomidae
Gene: mavs
Product: mitochondrial antiviral signaling protein
Exons: 7
Coding region: 211-2160 (649 amino acids)
Source: RefSeq, a predicted model, not a curated record
CGUGCAUAUCGAAACUGGAGAGUAGUAGCCAACAAUCUGCGAAGGACUGUGCAGAGUGCCAUUGACCUUCUAGAGGCAAUGCUGAAGCAGGACAAAUUCUAUAGUGAAAUGAUGCAAUCUCAUUUCCACCCUUGAAAGACUGAUUUAAAGUCUAGAAUCUGUGAUAAAGAAGAGGCUGUUUUAAUUUGACUGAUUAAAGCAGUGUGAAAAAUGACAUACACUAGUGAAAAACUUUAUAAUGAGGUGAUCAGGCGAAAUUUGGCUCGUCUUUCAUCAACCGUCAGAGUGAGAGAGAUCUUGCCUCACUUGCCAUGCCUCACACUCACCGAUAGGGAGGAGAUUGAGGCCAAGAGAGAAACUGCAGGAAACUACUCUGCUAUGCAGAUACUUCUGGACAACCUGCGCAGGCGAGAGAACUGGCCAGAUGAGUUCAUCACUGCACUGCGGAACUGUGAACACCGAGAACUGGCUGAUGAAAUCAGCGCUGCUUAUGACAGGAUCAGAGGAAUGACAAAUAAUCCAGUUGCUGCUGUUGCUGCUGCUGCUGCUGCGCCCAGCCCUGCGCCUAGCCCUGCGCCUACUCCUGCUUAUCCCUCUUCUGCUGCAGCAACAGUAACCAAAGCUACAAUUCAUACUCACCCAGUGACCACUCCUCCUCUACUGACUCCACCCUCAGUGGUUGCCCCAGCCCAAGUACCACCUCCUGCUGAUGUUCUUCAUGGUCAAGAGACCAAGCGUGUACAGCAAGUACAAGUCCCAACUCCAAUUCCUGCCCCCUCUAAUGAAACUGCUCUCCAAGCUGAUAUUGCACCUCCAGUUGUAGCUCCCUCCCAAGUGAUUCCCCCAACUGCAGUCUCAGCAUCCAAAGUGACUUCACCUGUUCAGACAAAUUACAUCCAAACCCGUACUGGGGUAACCGAGAACAAAACAACCAUUGUAGACACCCUAGAUGGCUUGGCUCUAACCAGCCAAACCACCACAACCUCCACUAAUGGAACUGCCCUCUCCACCUUAAGUGCUCAACCAUCCUCCUCAAACACUUCUCAAAAUCAAAAUACAAGCCCCAGCAACACUUCUCAGGGUUCUCCGAGGUCAAAUAAAAAUCAGGUGCCAGCAGCAGUUAAACAGACUGACCCCUCUUAUAAGUACCCGGUCCAAGACACCAAUCCUCCUUUGAAAGAGCAAAUUGUGGUUCAGGAGCCAGAAGAGAUCUCGGAUCCAACCGCAAAUGAGGGGACUAACACUGUUGAAUUGCAAGUCCAAGCCCAAACAACUUUCACCAGAACAGAGCAAGCAACAUGUUCUGGCCCUACUGAAGUAGAUACUCACAGCCCCUCUUCCAUUGACCAGGAGUAUUUCAGCAAGCCUAAUGUCCUUCAGCAUCCAGCAGAGGCUCUUCCUGUUUUGAACGAGGAGCCUUGCUCAGUGGUUUCAGAAGACUUGGAGAUCAGCAGGUCAACAUUGUGUUCCACAGAGACUGAGCAGUCUAGUCUAGCAGAGCACCCAAGCAUUGAGUCUAACAACUCCCCUGAAACAUUUCCUUCUGCUAAGAUGCCAGUAGACUGUGUUGCUGACCCAAAUCACAACACGGGGUCUCUCUCUAACUCCAAUGAAAAUUCUAAUCACACUGCUUGCCUUGAGGCAGCCUUUCAGUCCUUACAUGAAAAUGGCCCUCCAAUGAAUGCUCACUUGUCUCCUAACCAGCCUGAGGAGGAUGACUAUGAAUCUCUCUGUGAGAGUCAAACAGAACCAGGAACGCUGAUGAAAGUCAUUCAUAUUGAUGAGCAACCAUCUGCUGAAAAUCUGAGUGGUCAGCCACCAAGUAUUCAGGGCAAUGCAGUCAACCCAGGUGGAGUGUCAGCAAAUGUAAAACACCUGUCUUUUCUGAGGACCAACAUCUCUGAGGAUCAACCUACCCUGAACCAUCAAAGCAUUGAAAAUGAAGUUAAUCUCAGUGACGCGGAAGCAUCAGACAAUAAGAAGUCAUCUUGCAUUAACUACCAGGAGCAAGAGUCCAAUGCCACUAGACAAGCAAGCAAUCUACAGUUAGAGCAGAGAGAAGAGGGCAGGGCAUUAUUUCAGAUAAACAAUUCCCAUCUUUGUGCUGUUGCAGGAAUUGGUCUGAUUGCCAUUUUCCUGGCCUGGAAGCUCAAUCAUUAACUCUAAAUUCUUAAAGCGAUUGUUCACUCACAAAGUACAUUUCUGAUAUUAUCUCCUCACAUGUUGCACAAACCCAUGUGAUCUUUUACUGUGGAACACAAACAGACUUAAUUAGCAGAAUGUCCAGCGUGCUCUUUUCCCAUACAAAAAAAGAGUUUAGUAAAUGUUGCUGUCAAGCUCCUCAAAGCUAAAACCUACUAUAAAAGUUGUCAAUUUUGUGAGCUAUAUAAUCAAAGUCUUCUAAAGCCACACAAUUGCUUUGUUUUGGGAAUAGAUUGAAAUUUAAGUCGCUAUUCACUGAAAAUCUUGCCUUAUACUCUGCUCAUUCUCUAUAUUGGUUUUGUCCCUACGUAUUUAUUUUCUGUAUAUAUAAUCCUUGCUCAUCAUGUGCCUUAUAUUUGCCAGGAGGAACAGUGAUCAAUUAAGACUAUUGACAUUGUUACAAUUGUAAAGUAAGAUAGGCUACCUAAAAUAAAUGGAAUGACCUGUACAUGUAAAAUUAUAUGGAGAGCCCAGUUUUCCAGGUAUUAUGUUAUACAACAAUUCGUUGUACAGUCAGUUAUGAAACGUUGCAAGAACUCUUGUGUGUGACAGACCAUGAAACUAAGUGACUAUUGCAUAACUUCGGUUGCACAUUUAUGGAACACUCACUCAAGAACUACAUGGACUGUACAACUGCUUCAAUCCCUUCCUUUAAUGCAUCACAAUUUCACAUUCACGGAAGCCUUAGAACUCUUUUUCCAUCACUGUCCUACGUGUGAAUUUCUGUGAGCAAUCUGACCCAUGUGAGACUGUCCAACAGGCACUUGUAAUUUGACUGAAACAUUCACUGGCACAAACACCGGCAUGCGGCUGUCCACCGUUGACAGAAUCAAAUGCUGUUAAAAGUACUUAUAUUGAAGUAUCUGUAAAAAUGGAUAAAGCAGAAUUGUUAACACAACCAAAGUACCAUGUGUGGAGGAGAAAACAGUUUAUGUAUCAAUACUGUAUAAUAUUGUCACAGUUCAGUUGUACUUUGCUCAUCAUUUAUCAGUUUCCUCUGUGUGAUUAAAGCAUAAACGUAUGUGCUUAUGUAUAAAUUGAUAAACCAUCUCAUAUUGUGAGUAAACAUGGUAUUUUAAUGCAUGAUUUGUGCAUAUUGACUUCAUAAAUGACAUUAGAAAUCUCAGAAAUGGCACUUGUAUCUACACUUUUUAAAACAGGUGGUGUGAAAUUCAUUUAUGUAUGAUUGAACAUAUUUAAAAUGAAAUUAUUAUAGUCAUGUUACUAAUGAUCUGUUAAACAUUCUUCAGAGCCUGCUCAGUUGGAUACUGUGUUUCAGGGGAACUUUUAAAGUAGGGACUCUGAAUGAAUGUUUAUACACUGUUUUUCUUUUUUGUGCACCGGCCUUGACCAUGUCCAGUCUUAAUGAUUUCCAACAAAAAAAAAUUCUGAAAUAAAAUGUCAUA